Macroventuria anomochaeta is the source of this 2382-nucleotide messenger RNA. Its product is annotated as WD40 repeat-like protein. The transcript is spliced from 2 exons. The record is from RefSeq and is a predicted model, not a curated record. Lineage: Eukaryota; Fungi; Ascomycota; Dothideomycetes; Pleosporales; Didymellaceae. Gene Ontology annotation, molecular function: protein binding. Bases 225 to 2132 code for a protein of 635 amino acids.
CCACAUGUGUCUCUGGUGAAUGCAAGUCGUCCAGUAGCAGCAGCCUCCACCCCACGCUGCGCCGCCCAUAGAGAGCCGCCGCGCCGCCAACUAGCUCGACUGACUGCAGCAGUUCGCACGUCAGUGAACCUCAGUCGCAGACACAGUGCGCCCACCCUCUCUGCUUCUGCCCCAGUGGCCCUGCGACCAACGCCGGCUGGCCGAACUACCAACAGCGGGCUGUGAUGACCAGCCCGCACUACUUGCUGCCACACGACGACGACGAGCACAACCUCACGGUCGCGCCACCGAACAACGUCACCCUGAGCUACUCGGCCGACGCAGACGCAGACGCAGGCACAGGCUACUCGACACCCUUCAGCACGCUCGCUGCCACCGCGACGCUCGCCACGCUGUCGGACAGCAGGCCGCCCACCAGCCACGGAGAAGAUGCAGUGAGUGACGACGACGAGGGCGGGGGUAUAUCCCUAGCAGACUUCACCGAACCACCCGCACCGCCUGCCCUGCUCGUCAACACCCUGGGCUCAGCAGGCAUCCACAUGCAGGCCGCCAUGGCCCACUUCCAGUCCUUUGCGCACGACACAAUACCGCCGCCGACCAGCGACAUGACCUCCUUCCACAUCGGCAACGUCCACAUGCCCCCAUCCCCUCCAUACUUAGGGCACCUGUCGAGCUCUGAGUCCUCGCUCGAACCCCCACCGAUACACCACGAGGCCCACCUCAGCAUCAAAGACAAGAGCCAAUUCGUGCCUAUCACCUCGUUCUUCCACUACCUCACCCCAGAGAAGCCCACCGUUCCUGGACUCGACCUCGUCCAGGUACCGGAUGUCAUCACGCGGGAAGAUUUGCAGGGCGACAAGUACGACUACCAGGGUAUUGAUUGGAGUAUACGCAACACCACAAGGUCUUCAGUACGAAGCAAACGAAGAGAGUGUGAGGAGGAGAGGCUGUCGCCCAGCUUAAAGGAGACUCGCACGCAGUGGACGCCUCCAAUACACAACACAGACAAUUUCUUCUCCUUUCGGAGAAAUAUCACCUCACAUCGAGCUUACUUUCCUCACUUCCAGCUGCGGAACGUACUAGCGGCUACAUCCAGGAACGAUGUCUUCUACGCAGCAGGCCAGAAAGUGCUUCGUACAGACGCCGAGGGCUCGCCUGCCGAAGCAGUUAUAGAUUUGAGCAAGAAGACGGCUCUCGACGGCUCUAUUACAACGAUUGCGACCCUCAACGACGUACUAAUAGCCGGAGCCUUCGAGGGCGAGUAUGCCAUUACUGAUCUGUCGUCAACAACAGGCACCCCCUGUACAUUUGGCCGCACAUCAGACUUUGCUUCAGAUACUAAGUCCAAGAUCGUCAAUCAUCUACAUCUUUUCGAAUCACGGACUACGCAUCACCCUCAAGGCGUCCUCUGCUCGAACGACCAUCGUUUGCGCAUACUAGACUGCGCGACCAACACCUUUACGCACGACUUCCAGUACUCAGCUGCGGUCAAUUGUUCAGCCACCAGCCCCAACGGUCGGAUGCGCGUCGUAGUCGGCGACUUCCAAGAAACACUGAUCACGAAUGCCGAAACAGGACGGCCAUUUGAGACCCUCAAAACCCACACCGACGACAGCUUUGCGUGCGCCUGGGCAGAUGACGGCAUCCACGUUGCGACCGCAGCCCAGGACUCCACCAUAGUCGUCUGGGACGCACGAUACUGGGACAAGCCCCUUACAGUCCUCACAAGCGAGCUCAGCAUCCCUCGUGCUCUCCGUUUCUCGCCUGUCGGCUCAGGUCCACGAGUCCUCAUCGCCGCAGAAGCAGACGACUACAUCAACGUCAUCAACGCGCAGACCUUCGAAUCAAAACAGGUGUUCGACUUCUUCGGCCCGCUCGGCGGCGUGACAUUCACGCCCGACGGCCAGUCUCUCUUCGUCGCCAACGGCGAGCGCAGAUUCGGUGGCAUAAUUGAACUCGAGCGCACGGGCUGGGCUGAGCGGACCGCACGGCGGCGAUCCUUCGACAGCGAGCGCGACGAGCUGGUGACCGACUGGGCGAGCGAGCACCUCCUCCACGAGUUCGAGAAGAGCCACUCCGGUAGUAUCGAACGACAGCAGAGAGGUGUCGAUUUCAGCCAGCUUGUCGUAUGACGGCGGCUUUGUAGAUGUUUGCGAAAGUGUUUGGCACUUCUUGGAGGAAUUAAUAUUGAUGCAUCUUGGUUCUUUUCUCUUUGCUUUUCGGAGUUUGUAGAGGUGGGCUGGCCCUUCUUUUGGGAGCUCAUACAUGACUUGAUGAAUUGGAUUGGAUGGACUGGAAGAUACCACAGCAUCAUCGGCAUUGCGAUUGGUGUUGACGAGUAUUUUAAUGUAGCAUUUUCACAUAUAUAUAUUGCAUCUGGAC